AACUAUCAGGAAUGUCCACGAAAGUUAGUCAGUCAUCGGUGGAGAUCAUGUCGCAGGUCCAGAAAUCUUCAGCAGUAUGUCUCAAUACUGGAAAUAUUCAGCGGCACCCGGAACUGUUUCGACAGUUAUUCAAAAAUUCAGCGGAAGAACUUGUGGCUGCGCUUGAACAUCAGCUUGAUGGACCAAAUGGACCGGAUUUGGCGAUGAGACCGGACGGUACAGUAAUGCUUGCUCGUGAUUCAGAAAACUGCCGUCUAAAUACCAUCGAAAAAGCCGACAUGAAGAUAACUUUAAAGGUAUUUAUGUCUUCAUUAGACAUAAAGCAAGUGGAAGAAAGCAUCGAUACAGCACUGCGCGAGAUUAACACGAAAUCAAUUUCUCAGCUGAUCAUUGCUUUUCCUCCGGAUGAUAAAUUGGAUAUAGAUCUGUCCGUACCUUCAGAAGUACAGCGGUGGUUGUCGCAUAUCCUGCCGUUUUGGAAACAGCUGGAAACUUUGGUAAGGACUCAUAAAGUAAAUACAUUGGGUGUAGCAGAUCUUGACUAUGAGCAGUUAAAAGCGCUUUAUGAAUCCACUGAUGAUCAUCGCCCAAUGAUUGACCAUUACAGCACUGAACACUGUUGUACGGUUCCUCCUGAAUUACGUGAAUAUGCGAAACAAAAGGACAUUCAAUUGUUGACCCACAAUGAUCCUAAUUUAUACAGUAUUAGUGAGAGAUUAGAUGCUACUACCAGGAAACUGUUUGGAAAUGAGCACUUUGAGCUUCUCUUCAUUGCGAGGCUUACAGUAUGGUUGCGAAGCCGUUCAAUAAUCGUUGGAAAGGGUUACAUCCUCAAGUUCCUCAGAAAAAUUCCUUGAACUGAGAAACGUGGCAUUAUGUCAGCUACAGUUUUAAAUAUGUACAUGUAAAUUCUGAUGGUGUAGAAAUAGAUAAACUUGAUGAUGAAGGUACCAGG
Molecule: messenger RNA, 955 nt
Organism: Loa loa (African eye worm)
Lineage: Eukaryota; Metazoa; Nematoda; Chromadorea; Rhabditida; Onchocercidae
Product: glutamate-cysteine ligase modifier subunit
Exons: 6
Coding region: 12-857 (281 amino acids)
Biological process (GO): glutathione biosynthetic process
Cellular component (GO): glutamate-cysteine ligase complex
Molecular function (GO): enzyme regulator activity; glutamate-cysteine ligase catalytic subunit binding
Source: RefSeq, a predicted model, not a curated record